This is a messenger RNA of Ananas comosus (pineapple), 510 nucleotides long. Its product is annotated as transcription factor RAX1-like. Gene Ontology annotation, cellular component: nucleus. The transcript is spliced from 4 exons. Gene Ontology annotation, biological process: cell differentiation. The record is from RefSeq and is a predicted model, not a curated record. Bases 1 to 510 code for a protein of 169 amino acids. Gene Ontology annotation, molecular function: transcription cis-regulatory region binding. Lineage: Eukaryota; Viridiplantae; Streptophyta; Magnoliopsida; Poales; Bromeliaceae.
AUGGCUAACUUAGAUAGCUCAUCUGAGAAUGUUUCUACUGAUUCAAGAGAUGAUAGUAGCCAAGAAUCAAAGGUGGAGUUCUCAGAGGAUGAGGAGACACUCAUUGCUAGAAUGUAUAAUUUGGUUGGGGAAAGGUGGGCUCUAAUUGCUGGAAGAAUCCCAGGAAGAACAGCUGAAGAGAUUGAGAAGUAUUGGACUGCAAGUGAAAAAGAGAAAAACUUAAAGGCCCAAACAGGCCCAGAUGAAGCACUGUGUUUCCUCGUCCCUCUCAUCACUCCCCCUUCUCCAAUGAUGGUGAGAGUCACCACCACUAACCCUAACCCUAACCCUAACCCUAACGCUCGAAUCUUCACCUCCACCACGCCCUUCCGCUUCCUCACACUCCUCUCCCUCUCCUUCCUCUUCCUCUCCCUCCUCCGCCGCCACUCCACCCUCCGAUCACCGGAUCCCAUCUACUCCGCCCCAUGCGACCCCUCUCCUUUCUCCGCCGCCACCGAAACACCAACAUAG